UUCUUCACUUUCAUCAUCUUUUGUCAGACCCACCAAUUUUUCCACUUCCUCUUCCCCAAUUUCAUGCCUUUUCAAAUCAAACCCACAAAAUUUCCCCUUUUUUCUCCUGUUCUUCAAGUGUUCUUAUUAAUGGAUACUUUGUUCAGGCUUGUCUCCAACCUUCAACCUUCUGAUCAAUCUUACAACUCAAGCACCAGCUCCAAGAAUUCUGUCGAUCUUCAAAAUCAUUGUUUCCUUAACCCACCACCACCUGAACAAUGCUUCACCAGCUCAUUCAUGGUGGAUCAACCACAUUUCUCUGCCUCCUCUUCUUCCAACCAUCGUCCUGAUAAGGACCAUGUUCAUCAAGAUCACGAGUAUAUAAGUACUAUCAAUUCGACUGAUCGCUGGUUCGCCCCUUUAGACGUGAACUUGGAAUUCUCUAAUGGUUGGGCUUCUACGUUGAUUGUCCAAACUGCCAUUGCCAUUGUUGAUAACAACGCUUCUCAAAUCCAACAACUCAUGUGGAUGCUUAACGAGCUCGGUUCACCCUAUGGCGACAUUGAUCAAAAACUAGCUUUUUACUUUCUUCGAGCUAUGUUUAGUCAUGUCACGAACUCUGGUGAACGGUGCUACCAGACCUUGGCAAUGGUGUCGGAGAAACGGUCUUGUUUCGCGUCGAUGAGAAGAAUGGUGUUGAAGUUUCAAGAGGUGAGUCCAUGGAUGACGUUUGGUCAUGUUGCUUCAAAUGGUGUUAUCAUGGAGGCUUUUGAAGGAGAAAAGAAGUUGCAUAUAAUUGAUAUUAGCAACUCCUUUUGUACUCAAUGGCCGACUUUCCUUGAAGCUCUAGCAUCUCGGUCAGACGAAACUCCACACCUUAGGCUCACGACGCUAGUCGUAGCGAGAUCGGAUAAGAAGAUGAUGAGAGAAAUUAGCAGAAGAAUGGAGAAAUUCGCGAGGCUUAUGGGGGUUCCCUUCAAAUUCAAAGCAAUAUAUUACUCCGGCGAUAUUUCACAGCUAAAUUUCACGGAGUUAGGGGUUAAUGACGACGAAGCCCUUGCCAUUAACUGCGUCGGCGCCUUCCGCUCCGUCACGCCCGUCGACAACCGCCGCGAUUUUCUGAUUUCGCUGUUCGGAGCUUUGCGGCCGAGGAUAAUCACUGUGGUGGAGGAGCAGGCAGAUCUCGAUAGCGACGGCGUUGACUUUGUCAAAGACGUUCAAGAAUGUUUACGGUGGUUUAGGGUUUACUUUGAUUCCUUGGACGGAAGUUUCCCUUCCACAAGUGAUGAAAAGUUGAUGCUCGAACGCGCCGCUGGACGCGCUAUCGUGGACUUGCUUGCACGCGCGCCAGCGGAGUGUGUUGAGAGGCGCGAGACGGCUGCGCGUUGGGCUCGUCGUUUGCAUGAGGGUGGUUUUAAACCGGUGUCGUUUAGUGAGGAUGUAAACGACGACGUACGUGCGCUUUUAAGGAAGUAUAAGGAUGGGUGGACGGUGUUGGAUGACGGCGAGGGCGCCGAUGCCGGAAUUUUCUUGGCUUGGAAGGGGCAGGCGGUGGUUUGGGCCGCCGCAUGGACGCCUGAACCACUGGACGGAGAGAAGAGUCGCCAGAGUAGUUGUUCACAUUGAAAAAGAUAUCUCUCUAUUUGGUUUUUCUUCUCCGUUUUGUGAUUUUGGCCCCCCCUUUUUUUUUCCAUUUGUGAUUUGAGAUUUACUUUGUAAUAUUAAAAUCUUUUAGUAAUGUUAUUA
Cucurbita maxima (winter squash) is the source of this 1725-nucleotide messenger RNA. RefSeq names its product protein SHORT-ROOT-like. Bases 64 to 1605 code for a protein of 513 amino acids. The transcript has 3 exons. Gene Ontology annotation, molecular function: sequence-specific DNA binding; DNA-binding transcription factor activity. The record is from RefSeq and is a predicted model, not a curated record. NCBI's taxonomy places the organism in Eukaryota, Viridiplantae, Streptophyta, Magnoliopsida, Cucurbitales, Cucurbitaceae. Gene Ontology annotation, biological process: leaf development; asymmetric cell division; negative regulation of mitotic cell cycle. Gene Ontology annotation, cellular component: nucleus.